UGGCAUGCUAAUCGAUCCAGAAGAAGAAAAAGAAGAAAACCGGAAAAUACAACAAUGCCUGACAGGACAACAAGAGUAGGAUACAUAAAUUGCAUAACUCAGACUUUUGCGUAUGUUAUUUAUGUAGAUGACGUCUUACGCGAAGAACAACGGUACAAUGUGCAGGAAUGAUUUAUAUUAAUGCCCCGCAAAGCCAUUAAGGCGGAUAAGCCUGCCCUGCAAUUCCUCGAGCGGCCUGUGGGUGGAACCAGACUUCAAAAUGUCCCUGAGGUCCGAGCUGCAGUCAAUCCCAAAGAAUUUUUCUCAGAGACACAAACACAGCCCAGUCCAGAUCUUAAUUCGUGGGUAAACCCACAGUUUGACUACUCAGCUGCAGCUGCACCUCCGAAAAGACGAGGGAGGAGACAAUGCCAGACUGCCACAACCUUACUUGACCGAUGCAGUCAGUUGCCUAAAAAAACCAGCACAUGCAAAUACCCCUCAUUGUCAUUCCACAUUGGGUUAAAGGACCAGUCUCAAAAACAAUUAAGGAGUGCAAGCGCAACAAAAAGUGCAGUAUCAGAAGUCAAAAAUCAAGCUUGGAAAUCUGUUUGCCGCAGCAAAAGGACUGUGUCAAAUGGAGGUUACUCAGACACUCCAAAAAGGCCGUUGGCCACAAUUAGAAAAAGGAAUGCUGAAACACGUUCUGAGGGUGCUGCCUCCCACACUAGAAGUUUGGAUCAACCUGGAAUUCAAUCUAAAGAAGUGGCCAACAGAUGCAAAAUUCCAGCAGAGGGAGCCUCAACACCUUCCUCCACCAAGUUGAUACCCACAGAGGUCAACAGUGUCUGCCCACCAUCUGAUGUGGACACUCCGAAAAUGAUGUGGGAAGAGGUAAACUGUUACUUCUCUUCCCCUGGACUUUUACUGUUGGCUCAGCCAUGUACGCCACCAUACAGCGGCCCACCUGAUACCUUGGUGGCUGACACGCCGGAGAGGGAUUAUGGGCUGAAGGUGACGUGGAGGAGGAGAAAAGGUUUGAUGUUGAUGUUAAAAGAAAGGGGUCACCUAUCUGAAUUUGAUGCACUUAUUCAUUGCUAAAAAAUUUCUUCUUUUUUUUACAUUUUCAAAUAGUUGCUAAUUAAUUUUUGAUAGCCAAUAAAUUAUGCUUUGUUGCUAAUCUAAAGCUGUUAAUGAUAAACUUGGUGAUCAUCAGAAAUUGUCUGUGAUUCAAUGUAUACAUUACUGGUGUUUAUCACUAAUAAAUCACGAUAAAACAGA
Molecule: messenger RNA, 1260 nt
Organism: Girardinichthys multiradiatus
Lineage: Eukaryota; Metazoa; Chordata; Actinopteri; Cyprinodontiformes; Goodeidae
Gene: rhno1
Product: RAD9-HUS1-RAD1 interacting nuclear orphan 1
Exons: 3
Coding region: 181-1080 (299 amino acids)
Biological process (GO): recombinational repair; DNA damage checkpoint signaling; cellular response to ionizing radiation
Cellular component (GO): chromosome; nucleus
Source: RefSeq, a predicted model, not a curated record